AUGGAAUAUCUAACUGGCGACAAUACUGAAGACGCUGCAUACAACGAGAUAACUUUGACAACCGGUGUAAAAGCGAUGGAGCAAGAUGAAGAUCUAAAAACGCCUGCAUAUGAUGCGCUAAAGGACUUGCUUAAUGCACAACAACAGACUGAUCCUCCUUCUGAUGCUCCAAGCGUCUCAAGCGUAAUUGAGCAUGACAGAGAAGAAGCGACAGCGGAACUAAGUACAAAUGAGGAAGACGAUGCCAUGAAUUAUCAGAAUUCUUUGUUGCAACGUAUAUUGCCGAUACAGAUUGAUUGUGAACAUGGAGCAAUAAUUGCCGGUAAUGAAAAUGUGCCAUCAAUUCUGGUAGCUGAAUUUGUUCAGGCAAGCGGAAUAUAUGCUGCUGUGAGGUCUCGCUCAAGACUUGAUCUUUAUAAAUCUGUUUUCAGGAUAAAAUUUCGUAACCCAAAAAUUCAUCUCAAAACGAAUCUCGAUUAUCAAGAGCCACUCUUAACUAGAGCAGCUCGACUAAAGCAGGGAGAACAAGAAGCAGAUAACCCUCCAACAGUUCCGAUACCAGAUGCGGCUGACGAAUACGCUAAGGAUCCUAUUAUACUGGAUUGUGUGGAGCUGGAUAUGAAUUAUUAUGCAGAUGUAGCAGGCAAAGUUCCUCGGGUAUCAAUGCCAAUUGACAUCACAGAAGAGUUGGAAAUUGGGAAUGGAGAUUUGUCACCCGAAUGGGGUGUCGAUCUCUUCGUUAGUGGUGGAACAGUACGGUAUGGUCCUUGGGCUGAUCGACAGAGGGUUUUACUGCAGAAUUUUUUCUUUCCACCUUUAUAUCGAUCAUCUAUAAAAACAAAACCACUUGAAUAUGGACAAGAUCGAUUGCAUACAAUGCUUAAAUUACUCAUUCAAUUUGAUACAGAUACAAUAUUAAGGAUUCCGACGAGAGAAACCUCCAAGGACUGGAGUUUUGCAAAAGACGAUGAUAAUGAAGAUGACGCUCAGCCUGCCGAUAAUAGCAGAGAAGCGGGCUGGCUAGAGGUUACUGUUGGAAAGUCUUCGAUGAUAAAAUUAUCGUUGCCAAUGAUUCUUGAUGAGAACGGAUACACGAAUAAGGUGGAUAUUCGAUUCAAUAAAAUCACGGUGCAAACGAGUGUCAACUAUGCUAAUUUGCUUACAGCUGAGAAUUGUAAGAUAAAAUGUGAUCUUCAAAAUCCAUUGAUAUGGAACCAGGCUCGUCAAUGGAUAUUCAACAUUGAUCUUGAUAAACCAAAAAUAUUUUUGCUACGUGAUCACAUCACUUUAUUUCAAGACUUAGCAAAAGAUUGGACUUCCGGUCCAUCGGUGGAUCUCUUACAUUUUAUUCCAAUGGAAUAUAUCAUUGAGAUCGAAUCGAAGGAUAUCGAGUUGUACCUCUGUGUGAAUGAACAUAAUAUCAUAGAGGAUCCAGCAGAUAUUGAUGACAAUGCCUUUUUCAUUAUUAGUAGUAAGCAGCUAACAUCUACAGUAGUAUUACCUUUUCUGAAAUUUGAACAAGAAAUAACAAAGAUCCCAUUCAAUGUUAAGAUUGUUCCGGGUUUAGUUUCAAUGUCUCCACCAACGUCUCAGUCGCUUGGUGCAUUUCUUGCGGAAGAUGGCAAGGUUUUUCUGAAUUUGGAUAACUUCAAUAUCGAAGGAAAUUACCAGUACUACAGUUUCGUUGAACCGAAUCAUAUCGAAUCGCUUUCGAUGAAGAUGUUUUUGAAGAAAGCCAAUCUGAAGCUUUUUGGAUUUGUUGUUCGUUACGUUCUUAAACUCCAAGAAAACUACUUUGGAAAUUUUGUAAAUUUUACGACGUUAGAAGAGUACCGGCUGCGGCGAGAUGGAAAUGGCAAAAAUACACAACUGGAAUUAGAUCAACGAAGGUUGGCUGCAAAGCCCCCGGCUGAUCCAUUUGAAGUAUACAUUCAACUUUUCGUCGAGGACGGAACAAUAUGUCUGCCCGAGAAUCUAUACACUAGCGAUAAUGUGUCGACGAUUCAGUUUCACGAGCUGCAGCUUGAUUUACGAAAUACGGAUCCUUAUAUGGAUAUGGAUCUCACCCUUAGUCCAUUAACGUGGACACUCAGUUCUGACCCUAGCAUACGAAGAAACACCAUGAAAUCCAAACCACUAAGAGAAAGUUAUUUAUUUAUUGAUGAACUCAACAUUUACGCACAUCGUCUAUUCGGUCCAUUGCCGGUACUGGCCACCUACGUGUGCAAUUGGGAUAUUAAUAUCGGUACGAUUUCCGGACAGUUAAAGCCGUCGUUUCUUCUAAGUGUAAUUUCAUUUGGAAAAUCUUUUGCGUACCACCUCGUUGAUGAGGAGAAUGCCUUUCCGACGCAAUAUUUGAUGAAGCUUGAUCCAGAUGUCACUUUUUUGAAUGUUGGUGUUAAAGAGAUUGAUAUCUCGGUAUGGGGACAAGAUAGCGGCACGCAAUUUCUUCUCAAAGAAGGUCUUCACGUCCAAUUCGACGACCUCUCCAAUGAAAAAUUCACGCAAAAAGUUGUAUUCAAUAUGCCUGAUCUAGUGAUUAGGAAAGAUUAUCCGUGGGUUGAGGUCGCGAGUUUUGAGUGUGCUUUUGAUGUUACGCUCUAUCGUACUACUUCUGGGUGGCAAAAACGUGUUCAGGAACAACAAUCGUUUCUUAAAGAGCAAGAUCAAGAGACUUUACGCGUUCCGUUUUUGUAUGGCGGAUCGACGGGAAAUGGGGAAGGUGCUUCUGUCCACUCGAAUGCUCAUCACCUCGGUACGCUCUACGUGCCACCAAUGCCGACCCCUGUGCAUGGCAAUAUUGAUGCCAGCCCUUUAUGGGAUACUGAAAGCACCCAUUCUUCGAUAAUAAACAAUAAUAAUGGUGCUGCUGUAUUUCAUGAUAGGGAAAACAUGCGGGUGCUUGGAAAAAGUUAUGAAUUAUUAGGGAGAAAUGAGGAUUUUGAUGAAGAGCAAGAAAAUGAUGAUGGGUGGUGGCAUGUCGAUGAUGAUAAUGCCUCUAUCUUAACUGGAAUUAGCGUCUCAAACUCGUCAUUUGUCACUGCGUCAGAUCGUGAUCCCGACGAAUUCGAUCUUGAAUCAGAAAAUAGCGUUGACAGCGAUGAAACAUUCAUUGACGAUAUUCGAAAUGUAGAAAUAAAUAUUGGAAGAGAUUCUGAUGACGAAGGGAGUCAAAAGCGUUCGGAUUCGUCUUUAACAGAAACUUCGGGGGCCUAUCGUAUUUCUCCAUCAAUACCAAGGUCAAUUCCAUAUGGAAGUUGCCUAAGACGAUACCGAAUUAAUUCACAAAAAUAUUUUACCAAUUUUUCGAGCUCUUAUCUUCGUCCUUCUCGUGCGACAUUUGUGCCUGCACAGGAAACGGAACUACUAUCAACCGACGAAGAAAAUAGUCAAAGUUUCAAAUCUUCGCCGUUUUCAAAAAAUAAAGGUGCUGCAACUGAUGAAUCACUAGAAGAAACUCUUACUGAUGCUAUUAUGACGCCAACAUUAACAAGCGAGAAUAACGAAACAAAAAUGACUAUUGUUUUUGAAUCCACAAAAUCUGUUAAAAUCUUGUUGACGCCCAUCUUUUUGAAAAUCAUUCAAGAAAUUUUGGAAGCCGUGAAAAGUGAGCAUUGGAACCUCGAGUCUAUGCUUGAUUAUAUACAGAUCGAUUAUGUUGGAGACCUUACAAAAUUAUUUCCCUUCAAAUACACGACAACCAAAUUUGCAGUAUCGAUACCACGUGUUACUCUCCACUUCAUUCAAGACGUACUAUUGCCUGAUGAUCUCACAAAUGUGAGCGACGAAUAUUCAAGCAUUAGAACAAGAUACGAUCUGACAGACACAGUACUUUGUGCAGCUGACAUAGUACUCGAACAAAGCUUAAUUACAGGUUUAGUGAAAUUUGAAGACACAAAUUUCCAUGUAAAGGACAAGAAUGAGAAUUUUGAGCACACCUUUAAACUUGUAGAGUCAAGAGUGUGUCUAGAUUUUGAGACUUUGAAGCUCAAUGUGCAUUUUGUUGCUGGAUCGAAUCCUAUUGGAAUUUUUGGUAUACCGAAAGCAUUGCACCAUUUCAAAGAUUACAGUUUUAGCUCCGGACCUGUGCCAAAUGAACCGGUGGUGCUUGAUAUCUUUUUGGAACAUGUGAAAGUAAAAUUAAUGAGCAGCACGCAGCCAACUCAUUUUUCGCUAGACAUGGGAAGUUUCAACACAAUUUUUAUAAGCCAAUCUAUCGAAAUAUUAACUGGUGCAAUAUAUUCAUGGCUACUUUUUGCCGACGAUCUUUCAAUUAUUUUAAAUUCUUUUCAGAAUAGGCGCAAAAGACAAUUACAGACAUUAAUAUAUGAAAUCGCGCUUUUCUCGGAUGUACAUCCUAUUGCGAAUGAUCCUCCUUAUUUGACGCGAUCAUCAAUUGUUCUUCGACUGGGUGCCACGAAUUUCAAAAAUGAUGACGGCUGGAAGAUUCUUGUCCGUAUCAGAUACUGCAAACGAUUCAUGUUAAAAGAAUCUCUUGAACAAUUACAAGCCAAACUUACCUCCAGUGAUUUAUCAACUGUUGAUCCAACACGAAUGUUUAACAAAGUACAAGAAGUCUUCUCGAAAUGGCGACACUGGGAACUGGGAAAUCUCUCAAACUCGCGUCUUUUCACAAAACUAUUUGAACAAUGCGUCGGUAAUGAAGGCAAGGGUACAUCAGAUAUGUUAACGGAAAUUCAACAAUUCCUCAUUAGUUCAUCAAGAUUUGUCCGCAUACGGAUUGGUUUGAUUGGUGUCUCUAAUUUGGAGGGACAAUGUCAAAAUUCUGUGGUUAUUGGGCCAAUUGAAGUUGAUCUUGAAAGUCAUUAUCGUGCUGAUGGUAUUCCUCCUUCUGAGCUCUAUCAGGCUAACAAUUCCGAUUCGAGAAAAAAUAACGAGAAUAUAACAGUGGGACAAAACAUGUUCCCUGCCGGCUACUUGAAUGUCAUAUUUAGAUUUAGUUCGAAAAAGAUUGACGUAGAUGUGAAUCCUGAAAUGCUUGCAUUUGCUAAACAUUGUCUCAAAGUGCAACGAGUAUUCACUUCAAAAUUUAAAUAUCUUUCGCAGAGAAAUAAGAGUAACGUCCCAGUUUGUGUUGAGCCUGGCAAUGUUUCUUCAUUAGGUCAUAAAUCAACUUCCACAAUCACCACGAUACGAGAUAUCAAGAAUCAAAAAACGACAACAGCCAAAGAUAAGAAGCAGCAUAAAGAUUCAUUACCACAACAAAUACCAGAAUUUAAUCUUAAAAAUUUAUUAUCCAGAAUAGAAAUUGUGGCGCAUGGAAUUUUCACUCUUCAAACGAUCGUAGUUAAAGCAUCUCCGCAGAAUCUUUUGGCACAUGCUCAAUUGUCAAAUUUCAAUGUCACUUCUUUAUUUUAUAAUCCACGAACCAUAUAUAUCAUGGAAAAAGCUGAAUUGGAAAAUGCAUCAUUAAAUCGAAGCUCAAUUCAUCCUGGAUCGCGCGGAAGUGGAGGACGUAGUUCGAAUAAAUUGAUUCUUUCUACAGUAGGCGGAAUUGAAAAUAUUACAAUGAGUAUUAAGGAGCAACUCUAUUCGAGUUCAAGCAGUUUUAACACAUUAAUUUCGGUUGAAUUUUCGGGGAUCGGGACUAAUGUCGCACUCAUGCGUCAGUACUCAUCACAAUUAAUUCAAAAGAACGAUCCCGAAAGAGAGUCGCUGAAUAUCUUUGUGAAAUUUCAAACCAUUUCUGUUCGUGCCCCUCAAAGUCUAUUGAAAUUGUAUACAUUUGUUGAAAAAUGGCGUGAAGAAAAUUUGCCAAGUUAUGAUUUCCUUUUUAAACGUUUAAUGGAUGAAUGGGAAGAACAACGAAAAGCUACCACAACUCAUUCUCAAAAACAAAGUCAUCAUCAUUCCUCUGUUUCAAAAAAAAACGCGAUGGAAAUGAAAUUUCAAUUUUUAUUGAAGAAAUUCUCCUUCCAAUCACAUUUACUUCCUUCUUUACAAUUCCAUUAUGAUGCAAGUAAUUUAUUCUUUCUAAUACAUCAAAAACCGACACUACAUGAAAUGAUUCAUAUGGAUUAUUCCGGGCAAUUAACCAAACAGGAAGUUGGCUUCGUGACGCGUCAUCGACAUAAAAACAAGUCUUCCGUUGAGACACCUGUUGUAGAUGGAUCAAAUGAAGAUCAACAACAAGCUGCUUUCACGAUACCUGCCAUCAGAACUACGGGAAUGAUUCGCCCGUAUGAACAAAGGAAAAGUGGAAUGUCUAAGAAAGCGAUCCCUUCGUCAAAAUAUUCAAAACUCGAGGCAUUGAUUACGUUAGAUCUGGUCAAACUAAAAUUAAAUGUUAAUAUAAUUGAUAAUUUAUUCACGGCUCAAUCACUGCUUGGAAAUGAACUAAAUGACGUGUUAGACGUGUUCGCUUUCUCUUCUAAAAGAUUUAAAGAACGAGGGAAUGCUUCAAGAAAUGCGUCAUUGUCUUCGGCUAAUUCAAGCACGUCGAAAAUGGGCCAACCUUCUAGUGUAAGCAGUAAUAACUUGUUAUAUUCAAUUAAAAUAUCUCUCAAUGGGUUAAGAAUAUCUGCCUCAAGUCCAAACGCAAUAGGAUUUUUCGAGACAAAUAUAUUGAACGGAUUUAUCACAAAUGUUCAUAGCGUUGAUAUAAAAAAACCAGCAAAAGUAGCGUGGAAGUUCUCGGCACAGAAUUUGUCAUUGUCACUUAAUCACAACACUGGUUCAAAUUUAGUGGAUGACAACGUAAGAAAAUUUCGGAUCGCCUAUAUCUUGAUUGAUCUUGUAUUACAAAAUUGCAAGAAUAAAUAUGAAGACAGUGAAGAGAUCUCAUCAUCAUCAGAAGAAAAAGAUAGUACUGAAUCUUUCUUUCUCACACUGUCAAAGGUUCAUGCGGUUAUGCAACCUAUUGCUCUCGGACGUUUGAUGGAUCUCUACGUGUACUAUAGCGGGGAAUUAGAACGUCGAAAAGAGCUCAAAGCAUCGGAAAUCAAUCAAUUAGCAAACAAUACACGUGAAAUCUUAAGAUCUCUGGAUGUUCAAAUUCCAAAAUAUAAAACAAAGAGCAAAUCGCUAUUGGAUGAAAAAGUUCUUUCACUUCAAAUAAAUAGAUUUGCUGUCGCAUUACCACUUGAUUUGCGUGAGGAAGGUAUUUCUGCUGCAGCUCACCGAGCAGGUGGAACACAAAUUCCGGCAUUUCUGCUUUCUACAACUUCAAUGAAAUUCAUAACGCAAAAAUGGAAAUCUACCAGUGCUUCUCUUAAGGAAUUAUGUUUUCAAUUUGUCACACAAUUCGAUCAGGGCAAUGAAGAACAUUUUUCUGCGCACUCUCAUCCAAAGAUGAAUCGUAUUCAUUACCCGGAAAUUUCAUGUAAUGUACGCGCUUUAGGUAACAAAGACAAAAAACAAAUCUUUAUUGAUUCGCGUGUUGAAGGUUUUGAGGUAGAUAUCGCUGGGAAUAUUGUCAAUCAUAUUAACAGCCUAGGGGAAAUUUAUGCUGCAAGCAGGGAAAGAUUAGAGGCAUUUACAGCUGAAGCGAAUUUAGGUUCUCAAUCUCAACCAAAAGGCAAAGCUAAAACAACUACAAAAUCCGACUCAGAAGAAAAUGCGCAGAGUAAUUUAAUUGAAUUAGAAAUCAAAGCAUGCUUUACUGUAAAAAGCGGUAUCUUGAAAUUAUAUCCUAAAAAAUAUUUCACUAGACAACAAUCGUUAAAGACGAAUAAAUCAACAGAAAAACCGAAGUCAUCACGAUCUCGUUCAAUUUCAACGCAACUUCCACCACGUCUAAAUCUGGACUCUUUAUCAAGUUAUUCGGCGUCUUCCGAUGAACUUUCGAAACAAGCGGAGCAUGGAAUUGAUAAGAUCGUAAUCCCUGGUCUAAGUUUGAACACUACAUAUCAAACAGUGAUUGGCCAAAUUCCUGGGUCAUUACCAGAUGCUUCCAGGCGACGAUUACAUGUUGAACUUGUCAUACAUCCAAGCGAAAAUACUCUAUAUCCCUCACUAGUACCUUUCAUUAAAGACAUCAUUGAUGGUCUGAAAUUGGGUAUUCAAAAAAAGAGUGACAAAAAAGCCAUCGCGAUUCAAGAAAGUUCACCACCUAUAUAUGGAAUGAACAUAACUUGCUAUUUUAGACUAUCGCGCACAACUUUUGAAUUGAGUUGUCGGCCAACAUCAAAAGUUUUAUGUUCUCUCAACUGGGAAGAAGGAAACUUUCUUGUGGUAUCGGAUAGCGGUGAUGUGAAUGUACAGAGUAUUACGUGUAUUGGGAAAAUACGAGGUGCCUCUGGUAAUAUACGUCACGCUUUUUCACCAGAAGACUGUCUAAGAGGCGAAACAAAAGAUAUGUCAUUCAAUGCCACAUUAAUGAGUCGUCGAACAGAUACAGUUAGUGAUGAUUCAAUCUCUAUAAUUGUAGAUUUCCCUCAAAUUACUGCUGAUUUGAACAUUCGUCAUCUCCAAGAUUUACUACUACUAAAAGCAAUUUGGUUAGAUCAAGCGACUAAAUUAUAUGAAGAAACAGUACAAUACGAAUCUUCAAAGCCAAUAAGUCAAGAUAUAUCUGAAAUUAAAGAACAAUCAUCACACACUUAUGAAGAUUCUGAGAGUAAUGCAGCAAAAGCUAAACCUUAUUCAGUGUAUAUUCUCUUGCGCUUAAAACAAUUAGAUCUAUCCAGUGAUCUAGGUCAAGCAAUUGGUAGAGUACAGUUUAAUACACAAAACAUUAGAGUUCGAACUAAGCGAGUUCCGGGUGUUUUAAGAAAAGUAAUAAUAUCCACUGAUCUUCUCGACAUACAAUCAGAAGGACGUCUUCGAGGCACGGCAACAAUGACUGGUUUAAACUUCAGUACUUGGCUAUGUGUUGCUCCUACUUAUCCUGCAAUCGAUGGUGCUUCUGUGACUAAAAUAUUAUUUAAAACUGAGCAAAUAAAAUCAUCGCUCGAGUAUGAAUAUCAAAAAAUAUUGAUAUUAGAAGUUGACCCUAUGGAACUAAAAAUAACUGAUCAAUGGAGCAACGUAACUUCUGAGAAAGCUCAGGUUUUAAUACAUGCGGAUAUUAUUCUUCGACGUAUUCAAGCGAUAGUUGCUGUAAAAACAAUUCCUAUUUUCAUACAUAUGUCAGACAAAUUGUUAGCUUUGAUUGAGGAAAAAAGACUUCUCGCAGCUAAUGUAAUCUCAGAAUCUAAUACUACUGAGCCUACCAAAUCAAACCAAACCUUACCUUUAAAACCCGUAUUCUCCCCGGCUACAAAUGAAGAUAGUGAUUCUCCAAUAUCUGAAUCUAAUGAGAAUGAAACACGAAUCACCUUUCAGGAAUUAAAGAUUGGAGGAAUGCUGGUGCAUCCAGUUGGCAAGAUCACAAUAGCAUUAGAAUUAGCUCACCUUAUAGUUUUCCCUAACCAUUUCUACGAUUCUGACUGUGUUCAAGCAAAAUCUGAUGUGCUCAAAAUCGAUAUGAAAUGUUCUGCCGACUCGGAGAAACGAAUGUUUCGUGAAUUAAUUUUGCAUCUUGAUGGCAUUUCUUUAUCAAAGAAUUCUUGCAAAAAGUUAAGUCAUAAGGAUGAGAAAGAGCUCAAGUCUCAUCAGUGGUUUGAUCAUGUGAAUUCAUCAUCAUCCAAAAAAAUAUUCACAUUGCCCAGAACAAAUUUGACCAUGACAACCUCUCAAGCAGAAAAUAGUAACAUUAUCGAUCAUAAAUUUGCUACUGAUUUUGGAGGAAAAGUAGACGUGGCGCUCAAUUUUGGGCUGAUCAGAUACCUUCAAGAGCUUGUCGUGUUAUAUAAGGAACAGCUUAAGAAGCAUUCAAUUGGCAUCGGUGAAAAUCCAAAAUCACCAGUUUCAGGAACUCCUUCAACUAGAUCUACUGUUUCUUCCGCAACUUCGACCUCGCCUACUAAACAAGGAUCAUCCCCUAUAUUGAGGAAAACGAAUGAUGACUUGACGACAUUGACAACAUCAAAAUCCAACAUUAGUGAUGAAUCUACCGCUGCCACUACUUCUAGCAGCGCUUUAGAACAAAAGCAGCCCACUUUCCAGUAUAAUCCACUAGAACCUGUUAAAUUAGAGCCACAAUUACGAAUUAUGGGUGAUGCUACACCACCAUUAGAAUGGGUGGGAGUGCAAAGAGCAAAAAUACCUGGAUUUGUUCAUACAAUGGUUAUGAUGAACCUGGAUGAAGUGUUAACAUUGGUUUAUGAUAUCUACGCAAAAGAAUUACAAGAUUUACGAGCUAAGAUGAACUCUAUCUAA
This is a messenger RNA of Ambispora leptoticha, 10221 nucleotides long. NCBI's taxonomy places the organism in Eukaryota, Fungi, Glomeromycota, Glomeromycetes, Archaeosporales, Ambisporaceae. The record is from the annotation of a GenBank genome assembly.